UUUUCUAUUGUUGGUCCAUUCCAGACCUGUGAUUAGUCUAAUUAAUAACCCGACCUCCGGUCUUGGUAAACCAAAUUUGCUUAUGGAUCGAACGUUCAAAUGUUGAAAAUAAUUAACAGACUGUCCUCUUACAUUGUCAGAAGAAAGUGCGAGAGAGAAAGAUAUACGCGAAAUAUUCGUCCUCCUGCGCAUGCGUCAAACUCGUUGCUUUUUGCUUGACGGAGAUUUAUUGAAUAUUAACAAAAUAUUAAAAAUGUGCAGUGCACGUUCAAAUAGUGUGUAUUGCGUUUUGUGCGGCAAUCGCGAGAAAUCUGUUUCCUAUCAUAAAUUUCCCAAGCAAGAGGAAACUCGCAAGCAGUGGCUAGCAUUCUGUGAAAUCAAUGAACGUGUUCUUAACACGGCAACUAGACUAUGUUCGAAUCAUUUUCAUGAAGAGUUCAAGAAGAAAGUUAGUAACGGUAUAGUGCUAAAACCCAAUGCUGUACCAUCCAUUUGUGCUAAUAUGAAGAAUAAUGAAGUACAUAUGAAGAAUAAAAUGUCUAAACAGUCAAAUUCUGCUCUUACUGAAGUUUGUGGUAGUACAAAACAGAAAUAUGAUGCUAUCGACAAAGAAAACUGCAAUGUAUUAGAUACAGAUACUUCAAUGAUAGUGGAUAACUCAAUGCAGAGUUGUGAAAGUGCUCAGUUGUCAAAGCGCAAAACUCCGAAGGCUAUAUCUCAAUCUUGUUUCGAUAGAAUACCAGAUUCAGCUGCGACAGCUGAAAAACUGUCUCAAGAUGUCAAUUGUGGACCAUCUACACCUGUGAGAGAUAAAGCUACCCUAUGCUUAAACGCUAGGGAAACACCUACGAAGACUAAACAUUUUCCUCGUUAUGUAAAUGACAUAAAAUCAUCACAUUUAGCUUCACGUAAGAAUGCUCAAAGAGCUUUAGAGAUAGCAAAAAGAACUAUUGCACGUCAGCAACGAAAAAUAAAAACUCUGCAGCAAGCUCGCAAUAGGUUAACUACUCGCAUCACGUGGAUGAAAGCUUUAAUAAAGCAUUUGAAAAAGAAAAAUUUACUAUUUAAAGAGACUGCUGAAUUUUUAAAGGUAAAUAAAAUCUGUAUAAAAGUAUGAAGUCAGCUUCCUUUU
This is a messenger RNA of Wasmannia auropunctata (little fire ant), 1132 nucleotides long. RefSeq lists its product as uncharacterized. The record is from RefSeq and is a predicted model, not a curated record. The transcript has 3 exons. The coding region runs from base 191 to 1117 and encodes 308 amino acids. NCBI's taxonomy places the organism in Eukaryota, Metazoa, Arthropoda, Insecta, Hymenoptera, Formicidae.